This is a messenger RNA of Zalophus californianus (California sea lion), 2241 nucleotides long. RefSeq names its product 2-hydroxyacyl-CoA lyase 1 (gene HACL1). The record is from RefSeq and is a predicted model, not a curated record. The transcript has 18 exons. Gene Ontology annotation, cellular component: peroxisome. Lineage: Eukaryota; Metazoa; Chordata; Mammalia; Carnivora; Otariidae. Bases 108 to 1853 code for a protein of 581 amino acids. Gene Ontology annotation, molecular function: catalytic activity; thiamine pyrophosphate binding; magnesium ion binding. Gene Ontology annotation, biological process: fatty acid alpha-oxidation.
GGACGGGACUUCACAGUUGGCGCGCGGCUGCCUUCUGACUUUGUUUCGCCGGGUCUCUACGGGUCAACUUGUUGACUGAGAGAGUACCUCGAAAUUUUAGGUGGAAGAUGUGGGAAAGUACCUUCGCCGAGAAUAGCGACAGAAGCGAGAAGCAGGUUUCUGGUGCUGAAGUCAUCGCCCAGGCCCUGAAAACCCAAGAUGUGGCAUACAUGUUUGGCAUCGUGGGCAUCCCAGUGACCGAAAUCGCCGUUGCGGCGCAGAAGCUGGGCAUCACAUAUGUCGGGAUGAGGAAUGAGCAAGCCGCGUGUUAUGCUGCCUCUGCGAUUGGAUAUCUGACAGGCAGGCCAGGCGUAUGCCUUGUUGUUUCUGGCCCAGGUCUCAUCCACGCUUUGGGUGGUAUGGCAAAUGCAAACAUGAACUGUUGGCCCUUGAUUUUGAUUGGUGGUUCUUCUGAAAGAAGGCAGGAAACGAUGGGAGCCUUCCAGGAGUUUCCACAGGUUGAAGCUUGUAGAUUAUAUAGCAAGUUCUCCGCCCGGCCAAGCAGCAUAGAAUGUAUUCCCUCUAUUAUCGAAAAGGCAGUGAGAAGCAGUAUUUAUGGUCGUCCAGGUCCUUGUUAUGUUGACAUACCUGCAGAUUUUGUGAACUUCCAAGUGAAUGUGAAUUCUGUAAAGUACGUGGAGUGCUGCAUGCCACCUCCUGUUAGUAUGGGAGAAACCUCUGCUGUGUACAUAGCAGCAUCUGUUAUUAGAAAUGCCAGACAGCCCCUUCUUAUCAUCGGGAAAGGUGCUGCUUAUGCGCAUGCAGAGGAGGCCCUCAGGAAAUUGGUGGAGCAAUGUAAAUUGCCAUUUCUGCCCACCCCCAUGGGAAAGGGCGUUAUCCCUGAUAACCAUCCAAACUGUGUGGCUGCUGCCAGAUCCAGGGCUUUGCAGUUUGCUGAUGUAAUUGUAUUAUUUGGUGCCAGAUUAAAUUGGAUUUUGCACUUCGGACUGCCUCCAAGGUAUCAGCCAGAUGUGAAGUUUAUCCAGGUUGAUAUCUGUGCAGAAGAAUUGGGGAAUAAUGUAAAGCCUGCUGUCAUUUUGCUAGGGGACAUAAAUGCUAUCACUAAACAGCUUUUAGAACAAUUUGAUAAAACACCAUGGCAGUAUCCUCCAGAGAGCAGCUGGUGGCAAACUUUGAGAGAAAAAGUGAAGAUCAAUGAAGCUGCUUCCAAGGAAUUAGCUUCCCAAAAAUCCCUGCCUAUGAAUUAUUACACAGUAUUCUACCAUGUUCAAGAACAACUACCCAGAGACUGUUUUGUGGUAAGCGAAGGAGCAAAUACUAUGGAUAUUGGACGCACUGUGAUUCAGAACUACCUUCCUCGUCACAGGCUCGAUGCUGGUACUUUUGGAACAAUGGGAGUUGGUUUGGGAUUUGCCAUUGCAGCUGCUAUAGUGGCUAAAGAUAGAAACCCAGGGCAACGUGUCAUCUGUGUGGAGGGAGACAGUGCAUUUGGGUUUUCUGGCAUGGAAGUGGAAACCAUCUGCAGGUACAACUUGCCCAUUAUACUUUUGGUGGUGAACAAUAAUGGAAUUUACCAAGGUUUUGAUGCAGAUUCUUGGAAGGAAAUGUUAAAAUUUGGAGAUUCUACUGCAGUGGCUCCUCCGUUCUGUCUUCUACCAAACUCACAUUAUGAGCAGGUUAUGACUGCAUUUGGAGGCAAAGGGUAUUUUGUACAAACACCAGAAGAACUCCAAAAAUCACUGAAGCAGAGCUUGGCAGACACAACUAAACCUUCUCUUAUCAAUAUCAUGAUUGAGCCGCAAUCCUCACGGAAGACCCAGGAUUUUCACUGGCUGACCCGCUCUAAUAUAUAAAUAAAGAUGCCAGGGUUUGGUCUUGAGGAGUUUUCUCUUUCUUGACACUUCACUAGGCAAUGGGGAAGCAGUGCAUUCCUAUGAAGAAGUGCCGUAUGACUGAAACAAAUGAACUUAGAGUGAUUAGGAUAGCAUUUCAUAUGAAUGUAUUAAGAAAGUUGGAAAUUAAAUUCUGGUUGGGAAAUAUGACCGAGAAACCCUGAUAAAACGGACUCCGCUGACUGAAAAGUGAAAGGUUACAGAAGAAGUCUGAAUCAUCUGUUGAUUUCUGGUUGCAUUUGCUGCUGCUAAUCUGAAUAAUGGAGUAAUGUAGAUAAAGGAAAUUGAAGAUCCUAUUAAUUCCUCCCAUAGAUAAGGUGCAAAUAAAAGUAUACCUUGCUUGGAUUCA